Molecule: messenger RNA, 2161 nt
Organism: Prorocentrum cordatum
Lineage: Eukaryota; Dinophyceae; Prorocentrales; Prorocentraceae
Source: the annotation of a GenBank genome assembly
GGGGACUCGGGCUGUCGUCUCGGGCUCUCCGCGGGGCGCGGCGCGCCCGAAACACUUGGAUCACGAUCCAAGUGUUCCUGGGAUCGUGAAUUCAGGGUCUUCCGGGGGGGGGAGGCACACUUCUCCCGUCAGCGUGGCGCACCAGCAGUCUGGACGUGGCAGCCAAGGCAGGGCAAUGCGGUGGGGCUGGCCGCUGCCAGCCUCGCAUGCAGCCUGUGGCUCGGGCAGGCCGCAGGUGGUGGCGGUGACCUUGUCUUCCAGUUGAAGAGCAAGGCGCUUGACAGCGACUAGUUCUUGAACGUCUUUGCGGGAGUGGUGUUCUACGGGCUCCUCAUCGAUCGCGUCCCGUAUUUCACAGCGAGCCGUUGAGAAUAACCGCUGCAGCAAUAUUAUUUUCGGCAGGGUUGUCACUGAGCUCAUGGUAUUCGGCAUCGUUGCUAUUGCGACCUUCAUGGAAACGACGUUUGAUAUGUACCUCGAUGAUGUUUUUUUUCCGUACUGUGUCACGUACCUCACUUGCGUUGAUGUGUUGAUGUCGUUUGCUGCGUGUUCCCUGAUCGGGUUGGGCGCACUCUAUGCGUGGAUGUGGCAUCGCACAUCGCAGUUUUUGCAGAGGUUUGAAGGGGAUGCGCACAGCGACACAGUAAUCCCGAAGAUGGGGAACUGGACACCCAUGAUUGUCAACCAACAGAGUGUUCUCUGGGAGCGGCAUGAAUUGGUAUUCGUUUAACUGGAAUAGGUGCUUUCAGGAGUCGCUCGCUCACCAGAUAUGCGAUCUCAUCAACAUUACGUAGGUGACCUGGCUCGUCUCGUUCUUUCUCCUGCUCCUCACGGUCCCAGAAACGUAUCGCCCAGAUGAAAAUUACGAAGACAGCGAAGACGAAGACAGCGAUGCUGAUGAUUUGGAUGACGUCGAGGAGCCCGUACUAUGGUGGAGCGACGUCAUGGCGUGGUUCAUGCAGUUUGACUCUAUGAGCGUGUGCUUCCUCUUGGGUAUGUACGUCAUGCACCUCACGUAGAACUGCAAAGUAUACGGAAACGAGCUGAGCCAGGAUGCAUCCGUGGUGGCACCAUCUAGGCUUCGUGGUUCCCUAUUAUUGCUGUUUGUCUUGUUCGCCUUGAGCUUGGUAGAGCUGACGACUGUCCAGGCCCUUUUCCGCGCCCGACCAGGAGGUGCCCCACUAGGGGGCCACAUACGAACCCGACCCCUACCCCCUUCAGAAAUCGUGGGGGGUAGGGAUAGGGUUGGCAUGUGGCCCCCUACCCACGCAAUCGUCUCCCAGCGCCUGCAGGUUCACGCAGACGUCUUCAUCCAGAACAAGAUCACAGGAUUGGCGCACGGCGAGGCGAAGACAUUGCUGCUCAAUGCGAACGGUGGUGUCGAUAUUUUGAAGAGGAUGGACUUGAUGAGCCUCUUGAUCUCGAUCGAUGUACACCUGGCGAAGAGGAGCGCGCCCUGGGCGACUUCGAUCUCGUGGGCCAGGAACAUGAGGCCACCGGCGUCACUCGGAGCCUGUCCAUGAAGCUGAAUCUGAAGAGCUGCCUCGAAGACGCGAUAUACACCCAGGUCCCCGUCGACGAUGCGCUGGACAGCGCCCGCAAGGCUAAUGUGGGAGGCGAUCAGGGAAAAGAGGCGUGACCAGUGCGCCCCCGCCGGGCGCUUAGAGCUGUCGGAGCGAUUGUGUCUUUGGUGCUCCGACGCAAUUAUCAACUUGGGCGCGAAAGUCGCGACCUUUCCAUAAAAUACCUUCACGGAAACGUGGUCGAAUCGGAAACGAUUGUUUAUGUGGAGUGAGUUAUUGUUUUAGUUGGCCUUUGGCCCAAACCACCACCGUGCCCAGUCCCCCUCUCCCCCUUUCCGUCCUUCCCCCCCGCCUUGGAACUGCGGUGCCGCGCUGGGUCCAGUCUGUUUCGAAGGAUGGCGUUUGCAGCGUGACUAUACUUUCUUGCGCUGGUGCGUCCAUAGUGGCACUCUGCAUUGAUUUGUUGGCGGCCGACACCAGCAACCAUUAACCGGUCUUUGUGAUUCGAGCCGAGUGGGACAUGCCCGCCGACGCGACGACGAAUUUCUUUCUUCGCGUCGCAAGCCGAGUGGAACGCGUCUGCCGCGCCCGCCGCAGCUCUUCUGCCCCGUGGAAUGCGCUUCCCUUGGGCCGCCCCC